GUAACAUUAUUAUAUCUAACAACCGUGCCAAAGAAACUCGACAUAUGUAGACUAUAGUAGACAAAAUAACUAAGUAUCUACGUACAAACACUGCUAGGUGUUACACUAGCACUCAAAGAAACAACUGGCGUUUCAAGAAAACAUAACAAGCCUUGUAAAAUGAAUUAAUUUAUUGUUUCUGGAUAUUGGCAUAUAAUGUCCCCGUUAGAAAAUUCAAUAUCACAAUUAUUGUGUCUUUAUUAGUUCAUAUAGAGUGCCAAUAUAAUAGCGGCAUUUUACGGUUUCAAUUUAGAUAAAGAUUGUUAUUGUGUAACUGAAGAUAAAGGAUUUUAUUGACGGGAGGUUAUAGAAAGAGGUGUGGAAAAUAUUCUACUCAUUAUACUUUCAAGUGUAGCACUUAGUGACCGUACGUACUCAACAAACGGAAAACAACUAUGGAUUCGGCGGAAUUCAAGAUACGCGAAGAAUGCGAAGUUCUACAUCUAUCAGAAAAGCAAUGCAGGGAGAUAAUGAGCAGACUUCACAAUGACCUUGUCAAGGGUCUUGGGAAGGACUCUCACGCUAAUUCCAUUGUCAAGUGCUGGAUCACAUACAUACAAGAUUUACCCAAUGGAAAAGAACGUGGCAAGUUCUUGGCUUUAGAUUUAGGUGGAACAAACUUUAGAGUACUAAUUAUAAAUCUAGGUGAAAAUCACUUUGACAUGCAAUCAAAAAUUUAUGCUAUACCGAAUCACAUCAUGACAGGUACAGGUAUAGCUCUAUUCGAUCACAUUGCUGAGUGCUUAGCUAAUUUUAUGAAGGAACAUGACGUGUACGAAGAGCGUCUGGCCCUCGGUUUCACGUUCAGUUUCCCGCUUAAACAACUGGGGCUAACUAAAGGGAUCCUGCAACGUUGGACAAAGGGGUUCUCUUGUUCAGGGGUCGUCGGCGAAGAUGUCGUGCAGGGACUCAAGGAUGCCAUUGCUAGACGUGGGGACGUACAGAUUGAUAUUUGCGCUAUUCUGAAUGACACAACGGGUACAUUGAUGUCUUGCGCGUGGAAAAACCACAACUGCAAAAUAGGACUCAUCGUUGGUACGGGCAGCAAUGCUUGCUACGUGGAAAAGACUGAAAACUGCGAGUUGUUCGAUGGCGAGCCCGGCAAGUCGGAAUUACUGAUUAACACGGAAUGGGGCGCCUUCGGUGACGACGGCACCUUGGACUUCAUAAGGACAGAGUUUGACAGGGACGUCGAUAACAAUUCCAUCAAUCCCGGCAAACAGAUACAAGAGAAAAUGAUAUCCGGGAUGUAUAUGGGAGAGCUGGUCCGUUUAGCGCUCGUGAAGUUCACGCGGAUGGGCUUACUGUUCGGCGGUCGCGGCUCAGAUAUGCUUUACGAGAGGGGCAGCUUCUACACCAAAUACGUAUCCGAAAUCGAGUCAGACAAACCGGGUGACUACACGAGCUGUAUGGAAGUUCUGGAAGAACUCGGUCUCUCGCACGCCACGGAAGCGGAUAUGGCGGGCGUGCGCCACGUCUGCGAAUGCGUGUCUCGUCGUGCGGCGUACCUGGUGUCAGCGGGUAUCGCCACGUUGCUCAACAAAAUGGCGGAACCACGCGUCACCGUCGGCAUCGACGGCUCCGUGUACCGCUUCCACCCUCACUUCCACGCGCUUAUGUGCGAGAGGAUUACGCAGCUAGUACGCCCUGGCAUUCAGUUUGAUCUCAUGCUUUCGGAGGACGGCAGCGGUCGCGGCGCGGCGCUGGUAGCGGCGGUGGCGUGCCGGCAGCGCGAGGCGUAGAUAACGCCCAAAGCCUUACAGCGACGUCUAGGACCUUCGCACUGCUGCAAACAACACACGCGAGCCUAAACCUAGAAUACCUCAAAACAUAACGAAGGUGGACAAUACAUUUUAUCAUUUAGAUCAACUUUUACCAGCCCUCAAACGCACGGGGUUUUACAAAAUCGUUGCUGAGAGCCUUUCAAAUGAACAUGGCACAACGUCGGAAUACUUUGCAGUGUUUUGUCACAGUUUAACUGUCUGUCGUGAAGAACAUACUUUUUUGAAGUUUGGCAAGUUUAUAAGUUAGGCCCUAACUACAUUUAUGAAUUCCGCAAAGCUUAUUCGAUUUUACGCGCAAAUUUCGACACCACGUUAGAAAAAAUACACUGUCGUGUUUAUAAAGGUGGGUAACUAAAUUAAGAAAAGAAAACUACGAAUUCCCGAAAAAAAGUCAUCACUACGGGCACAUGAGUUUGAUUACAUUACGUUAUGUACGUUAUUUAUGUUAUUUAUCAGUGAUUUUUAACGUUACCCACUUGCUCAAUUAAAACGUUUUUCCUCGUGCGAUUUUGAAAAAAAACGCCCGUGCGUCAGAAGGCUAACGUCUUUUUAAUUAAGAAACGAAAAAUCAUGUCCCAUAAAACAUUUGUAUUUUUGUACAAAAUAAAGCAAUUUAUAAUAUAACGAAAAUUAUAUAGAUAACUAUUGAGGUUGGUUACUUUGGCUAGGUGCGUUAGAUGUGCGAUAGAUUCAAGAUCAACCGUCGUUUAUAUAUGCAUACUACCAACUUAGAUAACUAAUAUUGUCAACGCUUUUCUAUCGUGUGAAGCCGAAGGUGUGGCCGUAGUGUUCGUUUUCAAUACUAGUAAACUAACGUAAUAACAGCGUUAACUUUAAUCUGUUCUUCCAAAUGUCAAGGUUUUACAGUUCCAUACCGAUAUGACAGAUUAACGUACAUAACGCCGUUGUCACGUCACUAGGGUCGCAGAGAAUAUUAAAAGAAAAUGGUUUAGUGAUGUAGUGAAUAUUAAAUCAGAUUAAGUUUAGUUAUAUUCUCACUAUGCUUGAACAGACAGUUUAUCUGCGAGCUCUCUGGAGAGGAAUGUGUUGAUUCACUAUAAUUAUUGCAGUCUUGUUUAGAAAUAUUUUAUUAAGUAUUUAUUAAUUAAAUCAAGUUAAUAAGUCUUAAAUUCAAAGGCUUUUUUGUUGUUGUUAUAUUUAAAUUAGUUUGGUAAAGAUAUAAAUGUAUCUAAUAAUUUAAAUACUUAUUCUAUGGAUGGGUAGACACUAAGAUUUUAAAAAUUUGUUACAUUGUACUUAUUGAAUAACUACGUACCUACGUUAGAUUGAUCUAGUCAAAAUUUCUUUUAAAACCUGGGCUAGGUGUAUUUUGGAUCGAAUAUAAAUUGGAUUUGUUUGCGGCAUUUGCGACUCGCGAUGAAAAGUACUUAAGUAAAUAUGGGAUCAUAAUUGAUUUCACAAGACUGAUUUAAAAUGAGACCAUCCAUGGCCUAUCCAUAAUUUCGAUCAGUCUUCCUAUUUACGCAUAUAUGUUACAAGUUAAGUUCGUAGCAUAGGCAGUUUUAACAUCGCCCGGAAAUCAAAGGCAUAGGAAAGAUCCAAGUAUAAUUUAUUGGCCUUGCACAAAUAGUUAAAAAAAUGGCAAUGUCCAUUGUGAACCAAAUAAAGCUUGCUCGCAAUAAUAAUUUCCGGUAAAUGUCAAGAAUGGCCUACCUUCAGACUUUGAACGUAAUAUAUAAAUCUACUGUCUUAGUGUCAAUCUGUUCCGACCGCAUUUGAUUAUCUUAUCUGUGCCAGCAGUAAGUACUUCUCGAGAACUAUCUAGAUAUAGUCAUUCUUUCACGAAGUCUGUUUUUUAGUAAUGAAAACUGUUAAAAAAAAACUGUAAACUUAACUACAUCUGGCGUUAAACCAAACGAUCCUGAGCCCAACGCAUUAUUUGUGUGCCUAAAAUGCAUGGACAAUGAAGGUCGUCGUGAAAUAGAACUACUAUAUCUAUAUUUACAAUGUUUUUCUUUAAUGUUUCUAUUUGACUGGUAGGUACAUUGUAUAAUCGCUCUUAAAGUGGUAGGACCUGAAAUGAAUUUGCUAACAGUUUUUCGAACUAAGUACUCAAAUAUACUUUUAUGGAUGGCUGUUCCGACCGCACCUAUACCGACAGAAUUGUUGAUAUUAUGUGGAUAAGCCGGUCAAAGAAUGAACAUAUUAUUCUAUUUGUUUGAUUGUAAUAUGUUGUUAUUUAUUGUUUACUUAGCAGGAUUUUUCUUGUGCUAACUAUGUGCAGAAUCCUUUUAAAAAUCAAACUUAAAACAUCUACCCAUUGAGUAAUUAUUAUGUAGAUAAGUGAAAAUUUAGCAAUAAAUUUAGGAAUCUCAGAAAAAUUGCUGGCGAUACGCUACAUUAGAAUCAUUUAGAUCAUUCCAUUAUACUAAAAAUCGAUAGCUACACUUUGAAAAAUACCACAGUAGAGCGAAGGCCAGGGUAAUGGCGUUCAACCUGCGUACGCGGUGGCAGCUUUACGUCCCGGAGACGUGAAGUUCACUAAAAUCUUUUGACUUGCACAAAGAGGCCGCGUCUAUCGCAGGAAUUUUCCUACGCAGGUCGUCAGUGUGCAAAUUGGACGCCAUACUUUUGCUUUAGACAAUGAACGUUUACGAAAUUGUUUUAAGUAUAACUUAAGUUUAUAGAAUUACGGUGAGCUCUCCGAGCCGGGAGUCCUGGUUUUCUGCAAUGGAGUAGAGAGAUGCAAAAAUUUGCAACUCUUACAACCAAGCUAACUGUAUUAGAUCUGAUACAUGUCGAUAGCGAAAUGCGUAUAAUUACUCCAUUGUUUCUUAUCAGUCUUAUAAUGUGAAAAUUCUGAGGAUUACUUCAAAGUAUGUUGAAAAAUAAAAGAAAAAACAAAUACUUAUGCCGCAAUAAAUAAAAUAAGGAGAUUUCCUAUAUCCUUACGUAUGUUCCGAUUAUUUUUAAAUUAACAGUAAAAAGCAGUUCCGAAUGAUCCCCUAAGUAAAUUAGGCAAUCGCUUAAGACAUAAACAGCCCUGAAAAUAUUUUUCUAACAUAUAACAUGCAAGGCUGGAAACCCCGUUUUUGAAAAACACUUUUAAAUGUAUGAAUAAAAUUAUGUUUUAGGUUAUGGGGAUAUCAUAGCCCAAAUAACACUUACGGCAUACUUACGCUCCACGUAUCUCUUUCGUCUCAUCACGGUACGGCAAAAUAAAAAUUAAAGACCGAUACCAGUUUAUUAGUUGAUAGGGAGGCUAGGCUUAGAUUGCUUAGGUUGCAAUCAGUAGUAGUUAAUCCGACACUACUAACAAGCUAACUGCUAACAAGUAUACGACAGCGGUUACAUUAUAAGACAAAAUAAUAUAAAAACAAUAAAUGGACUAAGUGUUUUCAGACUUAACACCCGGUACGUUGAGAACUCGCCGUUUCUUUUUAUUUAUAGUUAGUUAGGUAUAAUGUGUUAUAUUUAGUCUUAUAUUCAAUUAUCAUAAGGUAAAACUCAGUUCAAUUAUAAUUUUGUUACUAAAAACAAUAGAUGAACUGUUUUUAUGUGUUAGACUUAGAUACCUAUUUAUAAGAGUUUUUAAAUAUUUUACUGUGAUAGAACUAGGACAUACUUACUGUAAAAAUAUUUACUUAUUAGUUUUGUGAUUAACACGAGCCAAUGGUGAUGGCCGCGAAGGUCUAGUGAUUAAGGCGCGUGUACUCUACAAAAAAGUGGUAAGUUCGAUUUCCGGGAAUACACUUCUUGUUGGUUUUUUAUACCUUUAUCAUGUGCUUAAUAAGUAGAUAGCCUAUCGCAACAUUUGAGGAUUUAUUAUUUUGUGUAUAACCCGCCAACCCGGAUGUGUCUAUACCUGCUGGGUGGUGGAUGUUUGCCCACCAGUGGGGUACAUGUUAUAUUUAACUACAUCCAUUAACGUAUUGACAUUUAAGGAUAAUUUAUUGAAAUAUAGCAUUUCUAAAUGAUCCGGUUUUAUCUCAAUGUUUUAUUUUCAAACAAUACAGGAAAAAAAGCAUCGAAUUUCCCGUUGCGAUAAUAACGCGCCUAACAUAUAAUCGCAAAUACCUAAAAAACUAAGUAUUGAAUUUAUAUGUACCCUACAUGCGAUAUUAGAUCAUUAUUCAUUACACUACAUAAUAUAGUUCCUAGUUAAAAAUAGGUGCAUUUUAUUUUAUAGGGUUCGUAUUUGUCGAUCGAUAAUUUUGCUGCAUCGAGAGUAAAAUAGUCAAGUAGAUAGUUUGUGUUCAAUUAUGUGCUUAGAAGUACCUACUUAAUUUGUCCUUUGUAUAAAUAUAUAUAUAACUUUAUACCAUUCGAGAAUCUAUACUUAAAAGCUGGGAAUUAUUUUCGUGCACAGACCGCGUCCCGGAAACGUCAAGUCUUGUUCGGAUUUAGAGGGCACUGUGUUCUGAGAAUACAUGAUUGUUGGACCAUGCCCCAGUACAUUUGAAUCCAGGGUUGAUGGACUAACGUGUCUAAAUGGUCUACGGCUGAUACAAAUCUCUCGAACGCAAAUAAAAUCUGAGUGGGAGAGUGAGAUUUCGUCUAGUGUGGGAUCUACGUCUACUUUCUCCGUCGCAUGCAAGUUAACUACCAUUUGUAUGGAAUCGAAAGGGCGUCAUCUAGCGAAAAUACUGUUUGCCAGUUUUAAAUAUCACACUAGGCACCCAGUAUAUUUACAAUAAUUAUCUCUUCUUGUUUCUGUUAUAUCCGUAGCCAAUGUAUAUCUUUCUAGAUAAGCAACUGACUUUGAAAUCGUAAUUACACAUGACAGUUUUCAUGAGACAAAUUAUCAAACAAGGACUGUCAAGUAUUGUGUACAAAUUGCACCAAAAGGGGUACGUUAUCAAUAAUGGAAAAUCAGUAUCCUGUACUUUAAAAGCGAAUCUGUCAACAGGUAUAACAAUAACCAAUCUUUCUUACCCCAAUUACCUCAUUUAGGUAUCCAACCGUGAAGUUUUCGUUCAUACAUAAAUUUUCAUUCAAACAAUUAGUAUUUUGCCUACAGAAUGCAACUAAGCUUUAUGCUGUCUACGUACUCUUACCUACGAACACAUCACAUAUUGAUUAUUUUCCCGUGCGAGGAUUAAACAAAUGCAACGUUUUAAAAGGAACAUCGAGCUACUAAAUAACUUAUUAGGUAAAGCAAACAAUUUAUUACGAUAUUCAUCUGUAGAAAAGGUUAAAAUUUCUCUUUACCUGGUCUUAUUUUGCAAGCAAUUUAGUAGUGCCUAAGUACUAAGCUUGCGGAGGGCCAAAAAGAUUAGUUACAUUGAAUUCCUUUACUUCGUUAUUGAGAUGUUCGAUGUUCGUUCCCAUAGUUUCCUUUUAUCGUUACAUAAAGGAUAUACAGAGAUAAAUAGGUCCUAGUACUCAAAACUAUCUACGUUUUCUAAAGUUGUACAAAAUGUUGUAGUUAAUUUAUUUAUGUAAUUUUUGUGUAUUUUAUUAUCAUGUUUUGCUCAAAAUUAUAGUUUCUUCUAAAAUUUGUCACCAAUUUAUUUAUUUUUUUACAAGAAAAAACAAAAUGUAAGAAUGAUGGCAAUGGAACGAAUGUCCUUCCUUAACUUUCUGCUUAAAAUGGAAGUUUCAUACAUUCCACAUGA
Pararge aegeria (speckled wood butterfly) is the source of this 7402-nucleotide messenger RNA. RefSeq names its product hexokinase type 2 (gene Hex-A). Gene Ontology annotation, biological process: glucose 6-phosphate metabolic process; intracellular glucose homeostasis; glycolytic process. The transcript has 9 exons. Bases 435 to 1781 code for a protein of 448 amino acids. Lineage: Eukaryota; Metazoa; Arthropoda; Insecta; Lepidoptera; Nymphalidae. The record is from RefSeq and is a predicted model, not a curated record. Gene Ontology annotation, cellular component: mitochondrion; cytosol. Gene Ontology annotation, molecular function: ATP binding; mannokinase activity; D-glucose binding.